AUGGUCAAUCGACUAGGAGAAUCCAAAGCAAGGGCACUGAGAAGAUUCGGAGCACUAGAGCGACGACUUAGUUCUGAUCCAGUCCUGAAGCAACUCUACACGGAUUUCAUCGAUGAAUAUUUGCGACUGAAUCACAUGCGGAAACUGUCUCCAGUCGAAGAAGAUGACGCGUCAACUGUUGCGUACUAUCUACCACACCAACCUGUAUUUAAGCCUGAUAGCACGACGACUAAGCUUCGCGUAGUUUUCGACGCCUCGGCAGCGACAAGUAGCGGUGUUUCUCUAAACGAGACUUUGAUGGUUGGUCCGACUGUCCAGGAAGACCUUUUCUCGAUUAUGCUGCGUUUUCGUCUUCGGAAAUAUGCCAUAACAGGUGACAUCGAGAAAAUGUAUCGCAUGAUCGACGUCGACCCUACCGAUCAUAAUCUUCAGCGUAUUUUUUGGAGAAGCAGCAUAACUGAACCCAUUCGAACCUUUGUACUCACCACGGUUACGUAUGGUACGUCGCCGGCACCUUAUUUGGCCACUCGCUGUCUUAAAAUGCUUGCCGAUGAAAACAAAUCCACGUAUCCUCAUGCAUCUGAUGCCAUUCAUAACAAUUUUUACGUCGACGAUGCAUUGCUCCGCGUCGACAGUCUUGAGACAGGAAACACGACCAUAGGAGAACUUAUAGCUCUUUUGGGAUCUGCCGGAAUGAAUCUGCGUAAGAUCAGCUCCAAUUGUGUGGAAAUCCUCGAUUCCGUUCCACCCUACCUUCGAGAUGAACGUCUUUCGCAGCAGUUCCAGGGUUCAGGUAGCGUCAAAACUUUAGGUCUCACUUGGCAGCCUCGCCCAGACAUCUUUCGCUUCGUCGUUCCUCAAUGGAAUAAUUCUUCUGAGAUGAACAAGAGAAUCAUUUUGUCUGACUUCGCAAAACUCUUCGAUCCUCUUGGCCUGGUUGGCCCCGUAAUCGUCCAGGCUAAGAUAUUUCUCCAGGAUCUUUGGAAAUCAAAGCUUUCCUGGGAAGAAAUCCUCCCCGAAGAGUCAACAAAUUGGUGGCUGACUUAUCGACGCAACUUAGAGGAAUUAGCACAUCUUGAAGUGCCGCGAUGGGUAGCUUUUGGCGGAGAUACGAUCUCCGUGGAGUUGCAUUCUUUUUGUGACGCAUCAGAAAAAGCGUACGGCGCUUGCGUCUAUUUGCGGUGCACAUCUUUCAGUGGAGAAGUUUCUGUUUCGUUGUUGACGGCUAAAUCUCGUGUUGCUCCGCUGGAUGACCUCAAAAGGAAGCGCAAAAAGACCACCAUACCCAGGCUAGAAUUGUCCUCCGCCCUGACGUGUGCCCAUUUGUUCGAGAAGGUUAACCAAAGCAUCAAGAUCACGAGCCAACAUUUCUUUUGGACUGACUCGAUGAUUGUAAAGUGUUGGCUAUCAUCCCCACCAUCCCGAUGGGACACCUUUGUGGCCAACAGGGUCUCAGAAAUCCAGCAUACCACACGGUCUGGCAUUUGGAACCACGUCGCUGGCUGCGAGAACCCCGCAGAUGUUUUAUCCCGAGGAGCUACCCCUGAACAACUUUCGUCGAACCAAGGCUGGUGGCAAGGCCCGCCAUGGUUGCAAUUGGAUCGGAGUUUCCUGAGCUUUCAAGAACGAGAAGAGGCCCUUUUGAAAUUGGUUAGUCUGGCUCAACAAGAAAGUUUUCCUGAAGAAAUUGAAGAGCUGAAGAAAAGCGGAUCCGUCAAAUCUUCGUCGAAAAUUAAGAAUCUUACCCCUCGAUUAAGCAACGGACUACUUGUCGUCGGUGGCCGGCUCAGAAAUGCUGAACUUUCUGUCGGUCGCAAACAUCCCUUCAUUCUAAGUAAUCAUCAUCCGUUGACGGAAACCAUCGUCGCCUUCUAUCACCUCAAAUAUCUCCACGCUGGGCAAGAAUGCGUCAAAUGCUACAGAGUAAAGCCGAAAGUCCAUGAGCAGCUGAUGGGAGAUUUGCCCCCAGAACGUGUCGUCGAGGCCCCUGUGUUCCAGCGUGUUGGCGUGGACUAUUGUGGCCCAUUCAGCAUUCAAUACCCACAACGGAAAGCUCGCCCUGUAAAAUGCUUCCUUGCUGUGUUCGUUUGCCUCGUUGUGAAAGCAGUUCACUUAGAGAUUGUUGGUGAUCUCACGUCGAACGCCUUUAUCGCUGCUUUAAGAAGGUUCGUCGGUCGUCGUGGUAGGCCUGAGAUCAUCAUGUGCGAUAACGCCACAAAUUUCCGAGGUGCCCGACGCGAAUUAGAUGAGUUGCGCGUUCUUUUCAACACCCAAGAGUUUGCUCAGAAUGUCGCUCGAGAAGCUGCAGCAGAUAACAUCAACUUCAAGUUUAUUCCUCGUAGAACUCCCAACUUUGGUGGCCUGUGGGAGUCCGCCGUCAAGUCGGUCAAGGCACAUCUGAAGCGUACAAUUGGCAUAACAAUUUUGAAGUUCGACGAAUUUUUCACCCUAGUUGUACAAAUCGAGGCUUGCUUAAACUCACGCCCACUCACACCGCUUUCAAAUGACGCUGAAGAUUUUACUGCCCUCACACCCGGCCAUUUCAUCACCGCUAGGCCACUCAUGGCCUUACCCGAGCCAUCCCUUGGCCAUUUGAACGAAACAACGCUCUCGAGAUGGCAACGUGUGCAAAACUUCCUACAACAUAUUUGGAGCAGAUGGUCCAAGGAAUACCUAGCCAAUCUGCAAACUCGCAAUAAGUGGAGCAAACAGCGAGACAAUCUGGUCGUCGGAACGAUGGUUUUGCUGCGAGAUGACAACGUACCUCCCCUGAAGUGGCUCAUUGGCAGAGUCAAAAUGGUCUACUAUGGAAACGACGGUAACGUACGGGUUGUCAAGGUCCAGACACAGAACGGAGAAUUCACCAGAGGCAUCGCGAAGAUUUGUAUUCUUCCAAUUUCCGACAACGUAGCUCCCCCACAGUCUACACCAUCAUCAGCUGAUGUGGAGGUUUAA
This is a messenger RNA of Uranotaenia lowii, 2955 nucleotides long. RefSeq lists its product as uncharacterized. The record is from RefSeq and is a predicted model, not a curated record. Gene Ontology annotation, biological process: DNA integration. Gene Ontology annotation, molecular function: nucleic acid binding. Lineage: Eukaryota; Metazoa; Arthropoda; Insecta; Diptera; Culicidae. The transcript has 3 exons. Bases 1 to 2955 code for a protein of 984 amino acids.